AUGUCACAAUUCACUCAGCUAUGGUCCCGCCUUUUUGGGCAGGAAGAAAUGAAACUACUUAUUCUUGGGCUGGAUAAUGCCGGUAAAACAACAAUGUUGUAUAAGAUAACGAUGGGCGAGGCUGUCGACACUGCUCCGACAGUAGGAAGCAACACAGAGGUCUUUGAGUACAAAAACCUCAAGUUCGUGCUCUGGGAUAUUGGUGGCCAGACCUCGCUGCGACAAUCAUGGUCACAAUACUUUACAGCCGCACGAGCCGUAAUACUUGUUAUUGACUCGUGUGAUGCUGGCCGACUAAGCCUAGCCAAGGAGGAGCUACACAAAAUGUGUGCGGACGAGUCACUGAAGGACGCGCUUUUGUUGGUAUUUGCGAACAAGCAGGAUGUCCGAGGAUGCUUGACUCCAGCAAGGAUAUCAGAAGAACUCAAACUGACUGACUUGCGGGAUCGUCAAUGGCAUAUAAUGGCAUGUUCCGCACUUACGGGACAAGGAUUAUUCGAAGGAUUAGACUGGCUAGCAUCUCGUCUGGAACGACGUUGA
Molecule: messenger RNA, 540 nt
Organism: Rhizoctonia solani
Lineage: Eukaryota; Fungi; Basidiomycota; Agaricomycetes; Cantharellales; Ceratobasidiaceae
Product: ADP-ribosylation factor family
Exons: 7
Coding region: 1-540 (179 amino acids)
Biological process (GO): protein localization to Golgi membrane; intracellular protein transport; vesicle-mediated transport
Cellular component (GO): cytoplasm; trans-Golgi network
Molecular function (GO): GTPase activity; GTP binding
Source: RefSeq, a predicted model, not a curated record